Paecilomyces variotii is the source of this 2370-nucleotide messenger RNA. RefSeq lists its product as hypothetical. Gene Ontology annotation, cellular component: COG complex; Golgi apparatus. Lineage: Eukaryota; Fungi; Ascomycota; Eurotiomycetes; Eurotiales; Thermoascaceae. Bases 1 to 2370 code for a protein of 789 amino acids. The record is from RefSeq and is a predicted model, not a curated record. The transcript has 3 exons. Gene Ontology annotation, biological process: intra-Golgi vesicle-mediated transport.
AUGGCUGCUGCAGAGACUCCAGAUCCGCAGAGCCUGAAGUCAUGGCAGGAGGCGUUCCAGUAUCCUGUGCCCACCGUGCGGCGCGUCGAGCAGGAGCUGCGACGGGAUAUUGCCAGCAACAAAGAAAAGCUGCGUGCACUGGUCGGUAUGAGAUAUCGCGACCUCCUUGGAACAGCUGAGACGAUUGUCGAGAUGAGCGGAGAGAUCGAGCAGGUCGACUCGCAUUUGACGGACAUUGGGCGGAGAUGUAACCCCCGAUUGAUGGAGAAGAAAGCUGCGCAUCUCACUCAGGUUAAGCGGGAUGCAUCAGGGAUCGACGUAGAGAGUCGAGCUUUCGCAGCCCAGAUGGCCUUACAGCACCGUUGCAUCUCUGCAAUCUCGAGACUACUCAGAAAAAGUGCCGCUCCUCUACUCGUUGUCAAGAUAAUCGUCAUCGCCAGAUCGCUUGACAUAACUCUGUCGCAAAACAAAACAAAGCCACCGUUUCUGGAGACACUGCGGAACCAAUUGAUCUCCCUGAGAAGGACGAUUGUGAAGCGCAUCGAUCGUCGUCUUACCUCUGUGAAAUCUACAGCUGAUGAUAUUAUCGAGACACUGGCAGCGUUCUGCCUGGCAACUAGCUCGUCUUCCGAAGAUGCAAUUCGUCAUUUCCAUCGUGUUCGUCUGAACGCCAUUGCCGCGCAAUUGGACCUCUGCGAUCCUUCAGGCGCAAACAUCCUCAAGGCUCUAAGGCAGUAUAUUCGGACUCUCCAAAUCACCAAGACGCUGUUUUCGCGUCGACUCUCUGAUUCUCUGGGAAGGCUCAAGGCCCGGCCAAUUUUGACUGAUCCUGAUGUCAGGAAGCUGGACGAUCUGGACCUUGAAAUAUUCGAGCGUUGGGUGGCCAGCGACGUCAAGAACUUUACACCAUGGAUCAAACUCACCGACUUUCAGAAGUCUGACGCAGAGAAAUCGAUCAAACAGUGGUCGAAAGAAGCAUUUGAAAGCUUCAUGAAAGGCACACAGAAGUGCUUGAAGGAUUUCCACAAUUUCGCCGAAGUGAUCUUACUCCGCAAGCAAGCGUUCGAUAUAUGGCUCUCUGCUAGGAGCUCGACACCCACGCAUUCGUCUUUUAGCAUCUUGGAGGGUCUUCGCAAUCUGUUCAAUGGCCAGUUAACGGCGAUUAUACGCGCACAAGCAAGGAACCUGGACUCCAUUGGAAAGAAAGCCUCGUCACUGGUUACGGAUUGGGAUAAUAAAAAUCAUGACCCUGCCCAGUCACUUUGGGAUCCUGCUUUGACCUCGCUCGACUACUCAGGAGGUGCUUCAACUUUCAAACAGGCGGUUAUGGAUGUCCUGCUAGGCCGCGACUCUGAUAUCUCUAGCAUUGAGGAGAGCUACCAUGCUUGGAGGAGCUCAGUGGAGACUACCAGAAACUUGGUAGAGGAGCUAAAGCGAACGCGGUGGGAGGACACCUUUGACGAGGCAGAAGACGAGGACACGGCGGUCGACCCGGCAGCCCUUCUCAAUGAGGAUGAUCCUGCCGUUCUACGGGAAGAGCAGAAUUCUGCCGUUUCACAAGCCUUCGUCGACCUGCAAUCUUCCUUCCGCGAUAUUGCCAGAAGCUUCGGGGCCUCGAGCCAAAGUGAAAAGGCUGCAUUCAUGCUCCGACUCAUUAGAGAUAUCCGACGAGAUGCACCUGACGAUUAUCUCGAUGACAAUUUCAUUUUCGCGCAAGAAAUCGUGCCAGGACUGCAGGAGACUCUUGCUACUGCAGUUGCUUCGCAAGUCAAUCCAUUGACUAUCAAGCCGCAGCUAAGUGGACCAGGCCAAAAGGUUCCUGGCCGUACGCUCUGGAAAGGAGAACCCGAAUUACCAGUACAGCCUACCCCGGCGAUUUUCAAAUACCUCCGACGACUCAAUGCUGCCAUGGAUCACUACGGUCCCGAUCUAUGGAACCCUUCUUCUGUAGCAGUGUUGAAAACGACACUCGUCAAGCAUACAGCAGAGUCACUUCAAUCUACGUACAAGUCUCUAAGUGCCACGAAUGAAAGCGCACCAACUUCGAGUCCUCCCUCAGAUAACUCGAAUUCCGAAGACUCGGAAACCAAGGAACAGAGCUCUAAAUCCUCCGAGUCAAAUGAUCCAUCACCAUCUCCUCAGCUACUUCGCGACUGGAAGAUCCAACUCAUAUUCGACUCUAUAUACCUGCAGAAAGUCCUCGCGAUCAAGGAAGUCUCAGAAGGAUACAAGGAUGAAUUGUCUGCAGUCGCAGAGAAGAUCCAAGCCGACGUAGACCCGAAGAAAGAAUUCUCCAAGGGUCUAACGAAAGCUGCUCAGGAAUACUGGAAGCGCACUGAGUUGCUUUUCGGAUUGCUGGCUACUUCAUAG